This is a messenger RNA of Exophiala aquamarina CBS 119918, 2147 nucleotides long. RefSeq lists its product as uncharacterized. The transcript has 4 exons. NCBI's taxonomy places the organism in Eukaryota, Fungi, Ascomycota, Eurotiomycetes, Chaetothyriales, Herpotrichiellaceae. The record is from RefSeq and is a predicted model, not a curated record. The annotation marks the transcript as partial. Gene Ontology annotation, molecular function: UDP-glycosyltransferase activity.
AGUGGAGUUCCGAAAAAGAGAAUGAAAAGUCAUUUAUUGCAGACAUCAUCAUUGCAAAUCCGCCAAGUUUUGCUCAUGUACAUUGUGCAGAAAGGCUUGGAAUCCCAUUACAUCUCAUGUUCACAAUGCCAUGGACGCCAACACAAGCAUUCCCUCAUCCACUUGCAACUAUACGCUCUUCCAACUUGGAAACAGGGUUGGCUAAUCUAACGUCUUACUUUCUCGUUGAGAAAGUUAUCUGGCACGGCCUGGGAGAUGUCAUAAAUUUAUUUCGGCAGAGAUGUCUACAUUUGGAGCCACUGAGCAUAACUUGGGCUCCGGGAAUAAGCCAACGACUUCGCCUACCUAUCACAUAUGCUUGGUCUCCAGCUUUGCUACCAAAACCUCCUGAUUGGGACAAUAACGUCUCUGUAGCUGGAUACUUCCAGCUGCCACCACCGACCUCUCCUCCAGAUGUGUCAAAUGAGUUAUUGCAGUUUCUGGAAGCGGGCUCUCCACCGGUGUAUAUAGGGUUCGGUUCCAUUGUCGUGAGAGACAUUCGUGCCUUGACGAAAAUCAUACUUGAUGCAAUUGCAGAGGCAGAUGUGCGGGCCGUCGUUUCGAGUGGAUGGGCCGGCCUUGGUGGCAGAAAUAUGUCAGAGGAUGUUCACCUGAUAUCUGACAUUCCACACAGUUGGCUUUUUGACCGAGUGUCUGUAGUUGUGCAUCACGGAGGAGCGGGAACCACCGCAGCCGGUCUGAUCGCAGGCAAGCCAACGGUGAUCAUACCUUUUUUUGGCGACCAGCACUUUUGGGGUAAAAUGGUCGCCGCGGCAGGUGCAGGGCCUCGACCGAUUCCUUAUAAAGCAUUGACGGCAAAGAAGCUUAGUGCAGCGAUCAGCCAGGCUUUACAUCCGUCUAUGGCGGCAAAUGCGCGAAAUUUGGGCGAACAGAUUCGACUUGAGCAUGGAUGCGAAACCGGUGCCGAAAUUUUCUGCGCAAAAUUGCCACUGGCGAGGCUACAUUGCUCAAUCCUGCCCCAGCAUGCAGCAGUCUGGAGAGUAAAAAGGACACAAAUACGGCUGAGUGCACUCUCAGCGACGACGCUCUGCAGAGAGGGACUGCUACGGAAAGAUCAUCUUGAAUUGUAUCGAUCUCAGGAAUACGAGCUUGAGGUUGGCCCGUGGGACCCAAUCUCGGGAGCUAUAACCACGUUUUUGAGUGCAUUUGGAAGAAUGGCACAAGUAUUUGUCGAGUUACCCAUUCACAUUGUGCAGACAUUUCAAUCAUCCAAUGCCGGGCAACGUAGUCCUUGCAGCUCAGUAACCGAGCAGGACGACAUAUACGAUGCAGACGAGGAGCCUUCAGCAACAUUCCCAAAGAUCAGUGACACUCUUUCUACGGAACAGAAAGCCGCCGCCCCACACGAUAACCAUCAUUUUUAUGUCCCCGAAACGCUUCGAAGGCGACUGAUCAAGAAACAACUUGAGGCUGAACUUUGCGGCACCUUUGGCCGUAGAAAGUCUAUACGGCAUAACGGCCAUUUUCCACGUGAACGAGGCCCAAACGCUUUGAUACAGACCAUCCGUUACGUCUCUCUCGACAUAUCAUCUAGCGUCGCCUCAACCUUUAAAAAUAUCACCGACACCGGGCUGAGGUUCCCCGUGAACUUGACAAUGUCACUUGCGCUAGGGUUCCACAAUGCGCCCAAGCUGUACGGUGACAAGACUGUUCGACCACCACCUUCUACACACGUCACUAGUUUCCCACAGGGGCUGAAAUACGGAUCCGAAGAGUUUUGUAACGAGAUCUCCGACGCGUUUAUGGGCAUCGUAAAGCUUCCAAUGUAUGGAGCAAGAGAAGACGGAGUUGUUGGGUUUACUAGGGGUGUCGGGACGGCAGUCGGGGGCCUCGUGCUCAAGCCAAUGGCGGCAAUCUUCGGGCUUCAAGCAUACGCGAUGAAGGGAUUGCAUAAAGAACUGCGAAGACGCGAUAUUCUGGAUUUCACGGCCCAUAUUGAUGCGGCGAGAACAGCCCAGGGGGAAGAUGAGUGCCAAAGGACCACGGACGAGGAGAAGAAAGCCAUCAUCGAGCGGUGGAGAGAUAUUGUCCGAGAUAAUGUGGUCGGUCAACAAUACCUGUCCCGUUCUCUAAACUCGCAAGGUUAA